Pochonia chlamydosporia 170 is the source of this 528-nucleotide messenger RNA. Its product is annotated as Oxo-4-hydroxy-4-carboxy-5-ureidoimidazoline decarboxylase. The transcript is spliced from 2 exons. The record is from RefSeq and is a predicted model, not a curated record. Lineage: Eukaryota; Fungi; Ascomycota; Sordariomycetes; Hypocreales; Clavicipitaceae. The coding region runs from base 1 to 528 and encodes 175 amino acids.
AUGGCGCAGAAGCUCCCUCAAAUCGGCGAGCUGCACUCACUGCCAGAGGGCUCGCAGACAAAUGCAUUGGAUCUCCUCUUUGAGCCCAGCCCAGCUAUUCACUCGACCCUCCUACCUGUCAUACAAAAUACGAAAUAUUCCUCGUAUCCGGAACUCAUAGAUCAAUGCCGAACUGCGCUGUUCGAUCUCGCAUCCAAGUCUACUCCGGCCAAUCCAAACUCCACACUGUUGUCCGUCGUCGGAUCUCACCCAAGGUUGGGCUCCAAAAAGGUCGACUCAGCGCAGUCAGCCGCAGAGCAAGCCAAUCUCCAAGGCCAAGGAGAGCAGUUGGCAGAACUUAAUCGGGAGUAUGAGGAAAAGUUCCCAGGCUUGCGAUUUGUUGUGUUUGUAAAUGGCAGAGGGCGACCUGAGAUUAUGAAUGAUAUGAGGGUGCGGAUUGACCGUGGGGACUUUGACAAGGAAGUUGAUGCGGCACUCCAGGCCAUGUGUGACAUUGCAAAGGAUAGGGCGUCGAAGCUUUUGGCAUAA